GCGUGAAAAGCGGAGGCGGAAGCAGCAGCAGCAAGUGGUGAACAAAAACCGAAAGGCCGGAGAAGGAGGAGUGGGCGGUCAAAGUAUGUUUUGGGAUGGUUUCCAGUGGGUGCCACGUGCCGACACAGGGAUCAGCAAUGACAUCAACGCGUCGCGGAAGAAUCGAAGAUUGUAUUUGGGCAACUUGCCAUACCACCUAGGAGUCACAGAGGACUCCUUUUCGAAGCAGCUUUAUGAGACCAUGCGCGAUCGUGGCAUGUGCAACGACCCAAAUCAGAAUCCAGUUCUUCAUGUUUGGUUUGCCAGGGACAAGGGCGCCAACUACGGCUUUUGCGAGAUCUCCUCGCAAGAGGAGACCGAGCGUGCGCUGCAACUGGACGGCGUGCUGGUCCUAGGUGUACCAGUGUCCAUCAAGCGGCCGAACGAUGCAGUCAGCCCCCUGGGUAUGAUUGGUGGCGUGCCUGUAGGCAUGCAGAUGCCAGGUCAGGGCGGCAUGCUGGCGCUGCCAUCAGCCCAGGUGAGCGCCACCAGCCCCAUCAUUAGGAUUGAUGAGAUUCUCAAGGUGGACGAGAAGACUACGCAGGAUGACUACACAGACGUGAAGGAGGACAUGCAAGAGGGCUGCGGAGCCCACGGCAAGCUCAUUAUGGUCGCCAUCGUGAGGCCUGAGCACGCCAAGGGCAAUGCCACGGUCAAACCAGGCGAUGUCUACCUGCAGUGCGCAACCACGGAUGAUGCCACGAAGAUUAUGAGAGCCAUGGGCCACCGCAAAUACGACGGUAGGCCGCUGGGAGCGAAUGGGUAUGGCCAACGGCGCAAGAUAGAGGGCAUAUCCUCAAUGGAGCCCGAUUUUCCGUCACAGGAUUUUUUUUGAAGCAGCUGAGUAAUGCACACAAGUUGGUAUCGCUGAAAAGGACGGUUUCAUCUCC
This is a messenger RNA of Effrenium voratum, 929 nucleotides long. Lineage: Eukaryota; Dinophyceae; Suessiales; Symbiodiniaceae. The record is from the annotation of a GenBank genome assembly.